AAGUGUAAUGACCCACAUCUUCCGUGUAACUGCGCAUGCGCUGUAGCGUUAACGCUUUCCUCUUCCCUGCUACUGAUUAUAGUGGAGUCCAGAGGUAUUCGAUUUUAUUUCACGGAUUGUUUUUGCUCAUUAAGAGGAUUAAGAGUGUCUUUUAUGAGUAAUCAAAGGCAGCAGAAGCCUACGCUUACAGGCCAGCGUUUCAAAACCCGCAAAAGAGAUGAAAAGGAGAGGUUUGACCCCUCCCAGUUUCAGGAAAGUAUCAUACAAGGUCUGAACCAAACUGGCACUGAUUUGGAAGCUGUCGCAAAGUUCCUUGAUGCCUCUGGUGCCAAGCUUGACUACCGACGCUAUGCUGAAACUCUGUUCGACAUCCUGGUGGCUGGUGGGAUGCUGGCCCCAGGGGGGACCUUAUCAGAUGACGUGACCCCCACUGAGUUUUGUCUCUUCAAAGCAAACGAGGACAUAGAGACCAUGCAGGCAUAUGCACAGGUCUUUAACAAGCUCAUCAGGCGUUACAAAUACUUGGAGAAAGGAUUUGAGGAGGAGAUCAAAAAGCUGCUGCUGUUUCUCAAGGGCUUCACAGAGUCUGAGCGCAACAAGCUGGCCAUGCUAACAGGGAUUCUGUUAGCCAACGGCAAUAUCUCUGCAUCCAUUCUUAGCAGCCUCUUCAAUGAGAACCUCGUCAAAGAAGGUGUUUCGGCAGCCUUCGCUGUAAAACUCUUCAAAUCCUGGCUCACUGAAAAGGACAUCAGCUCUGUUGCUGCCAGUCUCCGAAAGGUUGGCAUGGACAACAGGCUCAUGGAGCUUUUCCCUGCCAACAAGCGCAGUUGUGAGCACUUCUCUAAGUACUUCACAGAUGCCGGGCUCAAGGAGCUUUCGGACUUUGCCAGGAACCAGCAGUCCAUAGGGGCUCGCAAGGAGCUGCAGAAAGAGCUUCAGGAGCAGAUGUCACGCGGGGACCCACUCAAAGAUAUCAUUGCCUACGUCCGAGAGGAAAUCAAGAAGAACAACAUCUCUGAGCAGACGAUGAUUGGACUAAUUUGGUCCAGCAUUAUGAGCUUGGUGGAGUGGAACAAGAAAGAGGAGCUGGUCACAGAACAAGCCAUCAAACAUUUAAAGCAAUACAGCCCACUGUUGAAGGCUUUUACCUCCCAGGGCCUCUCUGAACUGACUCUCCUGCUGAAGAUCCAGGAGUACUGUUAUGACAACAUCCACUUCAUGAAGGCUUUCCAGAAAAUCGUCGUACUGCUCUACAAAGCGGAUUGUGUGAGUGAGGAGGCAAUUCUUAAGUGGUACAACGAAGCCCACCUUGCCAAAGGAAAGAGCAUUUUCCUUGAACAGAUGAAAAAGUUUGUUGAAUGGCUGAAGAACGCAGAGGAAGAGUCUGAGUCUGAGGAGGAGGAGGCAGACUGAGGACCUCUAGCUAUAAACACCAUCAUGAUAUGUAUUUUUACAUUAACAUAGCAUUAGAAGUCUGUCUUUAUCCCCCCCCCCCCCUGCUCUACUCCCUACCUCCUCAUAUCUAGUUAAACUGUAAUGUAAGGGCUUUCAGAAAUUUGAUUUUUAACAUCUUUACGUUCUGAAUCAAUGCUUGUACUCUUCUUUGGGAGCUGGUCACAGUGUCACAUUUAGCUGAAUAGAUCAUAACCCCUUUCGGGUGGCAAAGAGGGACUUUGCUUUUCUUUUUUUUCUUUUUUUUUUGGAUAGACUGUUCCCUUUAAAAUUAGCCAGUUUAGAGACAUAUUUCACAGCUAUUAUAUUUAGUCAUGGAGCUCUUAUUUCCCAGAGGCCCAUCUGUGUAACCAUGAUAUCUUUCUCCCAUGAAAGGCAAACUGUUUUGUAACCUAACGUUAAAUUUCUGCCAAUCACGUGACAGUCUUUCAACUUUUGCCAGUUUUUUUUUUAAUUCUGUAUACAUCAUUGGCGAUGGAGAUGUGCCAUUUCAAACGGCAAUGGUUAUUGUUGCAUUGCCCCAUGAAAUGAAACUGGAUGGCUCAAUACAUCUCCUGUAACAGAGCCAUUCUAGCAUUGUACCCCUUUCCUUUACCAUACAGUUUGACUUUUUCAAAAUAAAUUCAAAUAAAUGGUUUUCAUUA
Labrus mixtus (cuckoo wrasse) is the source of this 2096-nucleotide messenger RNA. Its product is annotated as eIF5-mimic protein 2-A. The coding region runs from base 154 to 1413 and encodes 419 amino acids. Gene Ontology annotation, cellular component: membrane; cytoplasm. Gene Ontology annotation, molecular function: protein binding. NCBI's taxonomy places the organism in Eukaryota, Metazoa, Chordata, Actinopteri, Labriformes, Labridae. The transcript has 12 exons. The record is from RefSeq and is a predicted model, not a curated record.